AUGGCCAGGAAUGUAUUCGGCGGGCCGCAUAGCAGAGAUGCUGGGGUGAAUAGUGUUACGGAGCAAUUGGCGAGACGAUUGGAGCUUUGUGAGCGGGCUGUUAAGGCUCAUGGGAUUUCGUUGGAGCCUGAGGGUGAGGUUGAUAGGAAAAUUCCUGUGAGGGUUAUGGCGAAUGGGUCGUGGCCGGCUCUCGAGGGUCAGUUGAUUAAGGAGACGGCUCAUGCUAGAUAUGUGGAGAACCCCCUCUGGCAAGGCCUGACCAACGAACUGGACAGUGCUAGCAGUGUCGCAGAUGAAAGCGAGAGCGAGUUCGUUCAGAAUAUAGAUGCAGGAACGUUGCUCUUCCGGCCAUCCUGUCCCAAGGGUGUACGCUCCCUCCAUCCGAAUACGCCGCAGAAUUUUCAGCUGUGGCAGAUAUUCCUGAACAAUGUCAAUCCCAUCGUCAAACUGUUACACGCCCCGUCUACACAGCAGUUGAUCCUGGAAGCUGCGUCGGACUUGGAUAAUAUCUCACGGCCAACCGAGGCUUUGCUGUUUAGCAUAUACCUCUGUGCGGUGGCUUCUAUGGAUGAUGAGACUAGUCUUCAAGUAUUGGGGGCAUCGAGAUCGGACUUGAUGGCUCGUUUUUCACGCGCUGCUGAGCAGGCACUCAUCAAUGCUGAGUUUCUACGUUCUACAAAUGUUUCGAUUCUUCGGGCUCUUACACUUUACCUGCUGGCAACGCGACAACGCUACGAUGUCCAAACCCGGUGGCUUCUCACCGGAAUCGCCAGUCGUAUCGCCCGAACAAUGGGCCUCCACCGCGAACGCAGUCUCGGCUCUUUACCCGCCUUCGAGCGAGAAAUGCGCCGCCGCCUCUGGUGGCAAAUAGUCUUCAUGGACAGUCGCUCAGCCCAACUAUGCGGAAUAGUCGUCGACGCCCACUCCUACCAUUUCUGGGACACCGAGCGACCCCGCAAUCUCAGCGACAGCGACCUAUCCCCGCUAAUGCAGGAACUCCCCCGGGACCGCCCGGGCGCCACGGAGAUGCUAUUCUGCGAGAUCCGAUUCGAGAUCGGCGAUUGCAUGCGCAAGUUAACCGCGAUGGAACACCAGUUUGUUGGAGCUAGUAUUCCCGAGCGAAUGGUUGAGGAGGAACGGGCUAUUAAUGCGUUAGAGGGCCGAUUGGAGGAAGGGUAUCUUAAUGAUUGCGAUCCGUCGAUUCCGUUCCACCAAUUGGCGUUGUAUUUGGCGCGUUCGUCGAUCUGUCAGAUGCGUUUGGCGGCGAGACAUCCCCGUCGAUGUGGGGAGGUAUCGCGGGAGGAUAGGGAUCGGUUGUUCUCGUUGGGGCUGCAGGUGCUCUCUUAUGAUAACUUGACUUAUGCAAGUCGGGACUUGCAACCGUUUCUUUGGCAUGUGGGGAUGAGUUUCCCCUUUGAAGCGUUUAUUCUUGUCCUGACGGAGCUAUUGUCCCGACGUGAGGGUGAACAUGUGGAUCAGGCGUGGGCUAAGGUCGAUCAGGUCUAUCAUGACCACGGGGAUCUGAUUACAGCGGCCAAGACGAAUCAACUCUACUUUGCGCUCGGGACACUUACGCUUCGGGCGUGGGAGGUGCGAACUGCGUGGACGAGGCAAGGGCCGAUCUUGUCUCAGCCGUUGGAGCCACAGUCUGUUGCGCGCCUUCGUGCUCUCCGAGGGAAUUCCCGGGCUCCGUCGCCUGGUGCAUCAGCCCCCGGUCCUGCUACUGGGGUUGCCCCACUGAUGUUGGGCGCGGGACCGGGACCGGAGGAGAGAAUCGGGGAGUCGGAGGGUUUGUUGAUGCCCGGACGGAUGAGUUUAGAGCCCGGGAUGGAUAUGGCCCAGAUUGAUUGGGAAACUUGGCAGAGUUUGAUCGAUGGGCAUAUGACUUGUUUUUAG
Penicillium subrubescens is the source of this 1896-nucleotide messenger RNA. RefSeq names its product fungal specific transcription factor domain-containing protein. Gene Ontology annotation, biological process: DNA-templated transcription. NCBI's taxonomy places the organism in Eukaryota, Fungi, Ascomycota, Eurotiomycetes, Eurotiales, Aspergillaceae. Gene Ontology annotation, molecular function: zinc ion binding; DNA binding. The transcript has 4 exons. Bases 1 to 1896 code for a protein of 631 amino acids. The record is from RefSeq and is a predicted model, not a curated record.